AUGCCUAAGAAGAAAACAGGUCAGAGGAAAAAAGCUGAAAAGCAGCGCAUGCGGCAGAAAGAAAUCAGAACUGCAUUCAAUCAGAAACCUCUAGCAGAGCAUCCAUGCAAUGCUGCAAUGGAAUGUGACAAAUGUGAUAGGUAUGUAGAAAAUAGAGCAUUUUGUUAUUUUUGUUCUAGUGUACAAAGAAUCCCCAUGUGUUGUCAGUGUGGAAAAACAAAAUGUAUGUUGAAAACCGGAGACUGUGUUGUAAAACAUCCUAGUGUCUAUGCUACAGGUUUAGCAAUGGUGGGUGCCAUAUGUGAUUUUUGUGAAGCAUGGGUUUGCCACGGACGAAAGUGUCUUACCACUCAUGCUUGCAACUGUCCUCUACAAGAUGCAUCAUGUGCAGAAUGUCAGAGAGGAGUCUGGGAUCACGGUGGACGAGUGUUUAAAUGCUCUUUUUGUGAUUCUUUUCUUUGUGAAGAUGAUCAGUUUGAGCAUCAAGCUAGUUGCCAAUUUUUAGAAUCUGAAACUUUAAAAUGUCAGUCAUGUAACAGACUUGGUCAAUAUUCUUGCUUAAGGUGUAAAACAUGUUACUGUGAAGAUCAUGUAAAAAGGAAAGGCUUCAAGUAUGAAAGAAAUCAACCUAUUCCUUGUCCAAAAUGCAACUAUGAUACACAACAAACAAAAGAUCUAAGCAUGUCAAUUCGUAAACAUGAUUAUGGUCGGCAAGCCACAGGUGCUGGAGAAAAUGGAUAUAGUGAUGAAGAUGAAGGAGCUUGUGGGUACUCAGGUUCAUAUAACAACUACAGUUAUGAUGUAGAUGACAAUGAAACCUCAUCUGACGAUGAUGAUGAAGACGAUGAUGACGAUGAAGAUGAUGAUGAAGAUGAAGAUGAAAAAGAGAAGACUUAAGCAUAAUUUUAAAAAUUAAAAAUUAACUGAUGUAUUGAAAAUUUUUAGAAAUAAAAUGUUAUUU
Messenger RNA from Uloborus diversus, 961 nucleotides. It is a transcript of the gene Noa36, whose product is annotated as zinc finger protein 330 homolog. NCBI's taxonomy places the organism in Eukaryota, Metazoa, Arthropoda, Arachnida, Araneae, Uloboridae. The record is from RefSeq and is a predicted model, not a curated record. Gene Ontology annotation, molecular function: zinc ion binding. Gene Ontology annotation, cellular component: nucleus.